Symbiodinium necroappetens is the source of this 813-nucleotide messenger RNA. Lineage: Eukaryota; Dinophyceae; Suessiales; Symbiodiniaceae. The record is from the annotation of a GenBank genome assembly.
AUGACUGUGAGAACCACAAAGAAGACGUGGGAUCCGUACAUCAUCAUCAAGGCUCGGGACAUGAUCAAACUCCUCGCUCGCAGUGUGCCGCUGCCACAAGCGCAGAAGAUCUUGGACGAUGAGGUCUACUGCGACAUUCUCAAAAUCGGCGGUCUCCUUCGCUCCAAGGAGCGCUUCGUGAAGCGAAGGCAACGCUUGGUCGGACCAAACGGUUCCACACUGAAGGCCAUUGAGCUGCUGACGCAGUGCUUCGUGCUGGUUCAGGGGCAGACGGUCUCUAUCAUGGGAUCCGUGAAGGGCAUCAAGCAGGUUCGACGCAUCGUGGAAGACUGCUUUCGCAACAUCCACCCGAUCUAUCACAUCAAAGAGUUGAUGAUACGCCGGGAGCUGGAGAAGGACCCGGAGCUGCAGAACGAGAAUUGGGACCGAUUCUUGCCACAUUUCAAGAACCGCAACGUGCAGAGAAAGAAGAUGAAAGACAAAAAGGCCAAGAAGAAGAGCAAAGACGUCUUCCCUCCACAGCCUACGCCCAGAAAGGAGGAUCUGCAGAUGGAGUCUGGCGAAUACUUCCUUAAUGAAAAGGAGAAGCAAAUCCGUCAGAGAGUUGCCAAGCGCGAGGCGCAGCAGGCGAAGAGCGCAGAAAAGCGACGAGAACGCGCCAAGGAGUUCGAGCCGCCAGCGCCUGCCAAAGCCAAGAAACGGAAGGAAAAGGAUGCCGCAGAGACGACCCAGGAGAUGGCGCAGCGCUUGGCCAAGAAAGCCAAGGAAGCUCAGCCCAAGAAGCAGCGCGCAAAGUCUGAGCUGCUCCUGUAG